AUGGUCAACUCCGCCAUUCUCCCCGCUGCGGCGCUCGUCCCGCUCGCCGCCGCCGCCUUGUACCCUGGGGUCACCAGCGACAACCACACCUGCGUUCUGAGUGCGAUUGCCAUAACAGAUUCCCGAGCCGAUGGCUACUCUCGUGUCACUGGUGCAGUUCCCGGCAAGGUCGACACUUGCUGCUCCGAGACCUUUGGAGGCUUGGUGCUUCAAACCCAGUUUUGGGACGUGUACACUGGACUGGAGAGCAACGGCCAAAUUCUGCCCAAGAAAUCUUGGACCGUUCACGGUCUCUGGCCUGACUUUUGCAAUGGCUCUUACACCCAGUACUGCGACCUGAGCCGUCAGUAUGACCCUAAGCCUUCGCCCAACACCACGACUGGCACGCCCACUGGCACCCCCGUCCCCCCCUACAAGGGCGAGCCCAUUGACAAGUGGUUUGCGUCCUACGGCAAAUCCGACCUCCUUGCAUGGAUGAACAAGUACUGGGUCAGCCAAGGUGACCCUAACUGGGUCUUCUGGGCACACGAAUUCUCCAAACACGCCACCUGCUUCUCUACCUUCCAGACCGAAUGCUUCGGUCCCAAGGUCAACGAGCACGACGAUCUGUUCGAGUUCUUCGAGACCGUCAUCAGCUACUACAAGGACCUGCCUACCUGGCACUGGCUCGCCAACGCCGGCAUCAAGCCCUCCAACACGACUGCCUACACCCUGUCCCACAUUCAGGCCGCACUCCGGGAGGGCUACGGCAAGGUCCCCUACCUGGGCUGUGGCGGCCCCAAGUACAACGAGACCGCGGCCGGCAAGGGCUCCCGCGACAAUGGCCGCACACAGCUCCAGGAGGUCUGGUACUACAACCACGUCAUCGGCCGCGUCCAGAACAAGGAUGUGGUCCGCGUCGACGCUGAUGUCGUCGGUGGCAGCCUCGGCAACUGCGCCAAGGCUGAGAACGCUGUCUGGUACUACAAGCGCGCCAACGGCAGCGAGACCACUGGCUGCCAGAGGAACUAG
Cordyceps fumosorosea ARSEF 2679 is the source of this 1011-nucleotide messenger RNA. Its product is annotated as ribonuclease T2 precursor. Lineage: Eukaryota; Fungi; Ascomycota; Sordariomycetes; Hypocreales; Cordycipitaceae. Gene Ontology annotation, biological process: RNA catabolic process. The record is from RefSeq and is a predicted model, not a curated record. Bases 1 to 1011 code for a protein of 336 amino acids. Gene Ontology annotation, molecular function: ribonuclease T2 activity; RNA binding. Gene Ontology annotation, cellular component: extracellular region. The transcript has 6 exons.